Mauremys reevesii (Reeves's turtle) is the source of this 936-nucleotide messenger RNA. Its product is annotated as olfactory receptor 10C1-like. Gene Ontology annotation, biological process: G protein-coupled receptor signaling pathway. The transcript has a single exon. The record is from RefSeq and is a predicted model, not a curated record. Lineage: Eukaryota; Metazoa; Chordata; Testudines; Geoemydidae. Gene Ontology annotation, molecular function: olfactory receptor activity; G protein-coupled receptor activity. The coding region runs from base 1 to 936 and encodes 311 amino acids. Gene Ontology annotation, cellular component: membrane.
AUGAGAAAAAACACCUCUGUGAUUGAGUUUGUCAUACUGGGCUUCUCUGAUUACCCAGACAUGAAUCCUGGUUUGUUCAUGGUUUUUCUAUGUAUUUACAUCAUCACAGUGCUGGGCAACAUCCUCAUUAUUAUCAUCAUAAGUGUGGAUCCUGUUCUGCACACUCCUAUGUAUUUCUUCCUCAGGACCUUGUCUUUCCUGGAGAUCUGUUACACAUCAGUGACUCUACCCAAGAUACUAGCCAACUUGGUCUCAGAGAGUAAAACCAUGUCCUUUGCCAGUUGUGCUGUACAGAUGUAUUUCCAUCUAUUCUUCGGUGUUACUGAAUGCUUUCUGCUUGCUUGUAUGGCCUAUGACCGCUAUAGUGCCAUAUGCAAACCAUUGCACUACACUGCCAUCAUGAAUAAUAGGGUUUGCAUCCAGCUGACAGGUGCUUCAACUAUCUGUGGCACCUUGGCGGCCAUGGGGCACACUACUUUUGUCUUCACACUUCCUUUUUGUGGAUCCAAUGUAAUCAAUCAUUUAUUUUGUGAAAUCCAACCAGUGCUGAAACUGGUGUGUGGGGACACCUUUUGGAUUGAGAUCCUGAUAAUUUUGGGUGCUGCCUUCAUCCUCAUACUGCCUUUCAUGCUGAUCCUGGUGUCCUACAUCUAUAUCAUCUCCACCAUCCUGAAAAUUAGGUCCACUGAAGGCAGGCGCAGAGCCUUCUCCACCUGCUCCUCACACCUCAUCGUGGUAACAUUGUUCUAUGGGCCGGGCCUUAUCAUGUAUCUGCAUCCCAAGUCCAGUUUCUCUCCAGAUGUGAACAAGUUACUCUCUCUGUUCUACUCAGUGGUGACUCCGAUUUUGAACCCCAUUAUCUACAGCUUCAGGAAUAAGGAGAUGAAAAGUGCUUUGAGGAAAAUAGGGAUGAAGAUAUUUCAUUCAGAAAUAUAG